AUGGGUCAGCCUCCUAUCCCUCCCACUCCCGGUGAUGCUAGCGUCAGUGGCAAAACCAUCAUCGUCACCGGUGGAAAUGCUGGCUUAGGAUAUGAUGCUGCGAGACAAUACCUCACCUUAGGUGCUUCUCACAUUAUUCUGGCAUGCCGCUCCAUCACCAGAGGGCAAGAAGCCGCUUCCGCCCUCCGUGCUCAUCCUACCAUCAAAAGGACCAAUCCAAAUGCCUUUAUCGACGUGUUUGAGCUUGAUCUUGACGACUACCAGUCUGGACUUCGCUUCUCAAAUAGGGUGAAGUCUGAGAUCAAACAGCUUGAUAUCCUCCUGAAUAAUGGCGGACAGGUCUUACUAGAAUAUGAGAAAAGCAAAAGUGGUCAUGAGUGGAGCAUGCAAGUCAAUUGCUACACUCAUUUCCUCAUCUCCCUCGAACUGUUCCCUCUAUUGCGGUCGACCGCCGCAGCCAGAGGAGUACCCUCCCGCAUUACAUUUACGGGAUCCGCAACUCACAUCAAGCAAAACACACUCACCAGGAGGCCCAUAUCUCCCGAUAGUACGGUACUCGGGCACUUCGACGACGGAGCCAAUUUCGACAAGUUAUAUCGUUACGCAGAUACCAAGACCGUGGUCAACGCCUACGUCCGCCGCUUGGCUGCUCUGGCGCCGUCCGAAGUCAUAGUGAACAACGCUUGUCCUGGGCUUGUACAGACUGGUGUAGACAAGAACCUGCCCUUCUAUCUCAAGCUUCCUAUGGGGCUCAUCCGCAAAUCUACGGGUCGUACAGUUGCAGAGGGCGCUCGCACGCUGAUCUAUGCGACAGUCAUUGCGGGCCCUGAGACGAACGGCAAGUUUUUGCAGCAUAACCAGAUCGACUCUGGUGCCGCGUUUCUCAAUACUCCGGAAGAAUCGACUCAAGAUGUUGCUACUAUUGAUUCCGCACUUAGCUCUUAUGCUUGA
Molecule: messenger RNA, 951 nt
Organism: Trichoderma citrinoviride
Lineage: Eukaryota; Fungi; Ascomycota; Sordariomycetes; Hypocreales; Hypocreaceae
Product: NAD(P)-binding protein
Exons: 4
Coding region: 1-951 (316 amino acids)
Source: RefSeq, a predicted model, not a curated record